CCCCACCCACCCCCUUGCAUCUUUUUCCGCCUCUGCCUCCUUCUGCAUCUUCCGACUCUUCUACCCUUUCCUUCUGGAGUUGAGAAAAUAGUUCUAUCCCUUCCACUUCUUUCCCCUGCAAGGAGAUUUUUCAUCUGCAACUAUUUUGUUUUCCUUCCCUGGUGGCUUUGAUUUAUUCUUGGGGUUUUCCUCGCCACUGCCGCUGUUGCUGCAAAACAAUUUUAACUUUUUCCCCCCAAGAAGAAGACGCUUCCACAAGGAGGACAGAUGUGUGUGUGUUCUUCGUGGCUGGCUUGAGAGGGGAGGGGAUGUUGGAUGGUUUGAGAUGGCAAUAUAGCCUAAGGAGACACCUCCCUGAAGCCUUUGGUUGUGCAACGACGGAUUGUCAUAAAGGGAAGCUGCAGUGGAAUAACGGCAGUGUUCAAUCACUCCUUGGCAUGCUUCUUGUAUCCUCGGUGUGGGGACUGCCAGAGAUGUUGCAGACAAUUUACGAAACUGAAUCGUGUUUUUCUUCAGAUGGAGUUUCUGGACACGAGCCAUCGCUGGAACUCCUGUCACGGGCACAGAUCCACGCCAUACCUGUGGCAGCUGUGGACUUGAAACCGGUACUUCCUGUGGUGAUGCAGAGCUCUUGCAACAGCAGCAGCAGCAGCACCAGCCCGGUGGACUUGCGGAUGGAUGCCCGGCCCAGCGUGCCCGCUGUGGACCCAGCCGUCCGGGAGCAGCAGCUGCAGCAGGAACUGCUGGCCCUGAAGCAGCAGCAACAUUUGCAGAAGCAGCUGCUCUUUGCCGAGUUUCAGAAACAGCAUGAGCACCUCACGCGGCAGCACGAAGUCCAGUUGCAGAAGCACCUCAAGCAACAGCAGGAGAUGCUGGCAGCAAAACGCCAACAAGAACUGGAGCAGCAGCGUAAGCGAGAACAGCAGCGGCAGGAAGAGCUGGAGAAGCAGCGGCUGGAGCAGCAGCUACUUAUUUUACGCAACAAGGAGAAGAGCAAAGAGAGUGCCAUUGCCAGUACCGAAGUGAAGCUGAAACUUCAGGAGUUUCUUCUCAGCAAGUCUAAAGAGCCAGCAACAGCAGGCGGCUUGAACCAUUCCCUCCCUCAGCACCCCAAAUGCUGGGGGGCUCAUCAUACCUCAUUGGACCAGAGUUCCCCUCCCCAGACAGGAAGCCCAGGAACACCACCCUCUUGUAAACUACCUUUACUCGGCACUUACGACAGCAGAGACGACUUUCCACUCCGGAAAACUGCCUCAGAACCCAACCUAAAAGUGCGCUCACGGUUAAAACAGAAGGUUGCAGAGAGGCGGAGCAGCCCCCUGCUGCGGAGGAAAGAUGGGACCGUCAUCAGCACCUUCAAAAAGAGAGCAAUUGAAAUUACAGUGUCUUCAAUGUGCAGCAGUGCCCCUGGAUCUGGACCCAGUUCCCCGAACAGCUCCAACAGCGCCAUCACAGAAAACGGGCUUACCGGCUCAGUGCCCAAUAUUCAUACUGAGAUGCUGCCCCAACACCGAGCUGUCACCAUGGAUGGGUCAGCUAGCCAGCUCAGCUUGUACACUUCCCCGUCUCUGCCCAACAUCUCCUUAGGACUACAGGCUACCGUCACGGUGACAAAUUCACACCUCAGCGCCUCCCCGAACCUUUCUACGCACCAAGAAGCUGAGCGCCAGGCCAUCCAGUCGUUGCGCCAGGGCGGGGCCUUGACCAGCAAGUUCCUGAGCAUGUCGUCCAUCCCCAGCUGCCUUCUGGGAGUGGCCCUCGAGGGCGAGACGAACAACCAUGGCCAUGCUUCCUUGCUCCAGCACGUCCUCCUCCUGGAACAGGCUCGGCAGCAAAACACACUAAUCGCUGUUCCUCUGCACGGCCAGUCUCCUCUGGUGACAGGGGAGCGUGUCCCCUCCACCCUGCGGACGGUAAGCAAGCUACCUCGACACCGCCCGCUGAGCCGCACCCAAUCGUCGCCGUUGCCCCAGAGCCCUCAAGCGCUGCAGCAUUUGGUUGUGCAGCAACAGCAUCAGCACUUCCUGGAGAAGCAGAAACAGCAGCAGAUCCAGCUGGGAAAGAUCAUCACCAAGACCGGAGAGCUUCCGCCACCCCCCACCACCCACCCGGAAGAGACCGAAGAGGAGCUGACAGAGCAACAGGAGCCCUUGGGCCUAGGCCUCAGCCACGGGCCCUUUCUGGUGGACGGGUCAACAGAGAGCGAGGGCACACAGGAUGACCUGGAAGAGGAGGAGGAGGAGGAAGGAGGUGGAGGAGGAGAGGAAGAGGAGGAAGAGGAGAGCGUGGUGGAGGAGCAGGGCUGUCUCCGAUUGAAGGACGAAGCCGGGGAGAACAGGCUCGAAGAAGAGCAGGAGGUUGAGGAGCUGGGAGUGACUUACAGGCAGGUAUUUGCAGAUGCACAUCAGCUGCGGCCCGUUCAUCUCUACCAGACGCCCCUGAGCAUCGGCACUCUGCCCCACCAAGCCCUCGGCCGCACUCAGUCGUCACCUGCCAGCACUAGCCUGAAGAGCAGUACAGCUGAGCCGUCGGUCAAGCACCUUUUCACUACAGGCUUAGUUUAUGACACUUUCAUGCUGAAGCAUCAGUGCACAUGCGGAAACACUAAUGUUCACCCAGAGCAUGCUGGGAGAAUCCAGAGUAUCUGGUCCAGAUUACAGGAGACAGGGUUGCUAAGCAAGUGUGAGAGGAUUCGAGGUCGGAAAGCAACAUUGGACGAGAUCCAGACAGUGCAUUCGGAGCAUCAUACGUUACUAUAUGGAACCAGCCCGCUUAACCGGCAAAAGCUCGACAGCAAGAAAUUGCUAGGUCCCCUUACGCCGAAGAUGUAUGCCGUCCUCCCAUGUGGUGGAAUCGGGGUUGACAUUGACACAGUGUGGAACGAGAUGCACUCGUCCAGCGCGGUCCGCAUGGCUGUUGGCUGCUUGGUGGAGCUGGCCUUUAAAGUGGCGUCUGGGGAGCUUAAGAAUGGAUUUGCUAUUAUCCGGCCACCAGGUCAUCACGCAGAAGAAUCCACAGCCAUGGGCUUCUGCUUCUUCAACUCCGUUGCCAUUACUGCCAAGCUCCUCCAGCAAAAGCUUGCCGUUAGCAAAAUCCUCAUCGUGGACUGGGAUAUCCAUCAUGGCAAUGGCACCCAGCAGGCAUUCUACAGCGACCCCAACGUGCUCUAUGUUUCUCUGCACCGCUACGACAAUGGCAAUUUCUUCCCAGGCAGUGGAGCUCCUGAAGAGGUUGGCAGCGGGAUGGGUGUAGGUUACAACGUCAACGUUGCCUGGACUGGUGGAGUGGACCCUCCCAUUGGUGACGUGGAGUAUCUGACUGCCUUCCGGACUGUGGUGAUGCCAAUAGCCAAUGAGUUCUCCCCAGACGUGGUCCUCGUUUCUGCUGGCUUCGAUGCUGUGGAGGGACACCUGUCUCCAUUGGGUGGAUAUUCUGUCACGGCCAAAUGUUUUGGGCACCUGACCAAGCAGCUGAUGAAGCUGGCGGGUGGGCGUGUCGUCCUGGCGCUGGAAGGAGGUCACGAUCUGACAGCCAUCUGCGAUGCCUCCGAAGCCUGCGUUUCCGCCUUGCUUGGCCUUGAGCUGGAACAGAUGGAUCAAGCUCUGUUGCGGCAGAAGCCCAAUGCAAAUGCUGUGGCCACACUGGAGAACGUCAUUGAGAUCCAGAGUAAGCACUGGAACUCGGUGAAAUGCUCUGCAGCAAUGGUCGGCUGCUCCUUGCUGGAGGCCCAGAAGGGUGAGGCAGAAGAGGCCGAGACGGUCAGUGCCAUGGCGUCGCUGUCAGUGGACACAGAGCAGGGCAAAGCAGACAGUGAUGUCCGGCCAGCAGAAGAGCCAAUGGAGGCAGAGCCCGUGUUGUGAAGUGCCAAGACUUUGAUUUGUGUAGCUGUCACUCUGUGGGUUAAUUGGUAAUUCUGUGAGUCCAUUUAAAAAAA
Molecule: messenger RNA, 3934 nt
Organism: Lacerta agilis (Sand lizard)
Lineage: Eukaryota; Metazoa; Chordata; Lepidosauria; Squamata; Lacertidae
Gene: HDAC5
Product: histone deacetylase 5
Biological process (GO): chromatin organization; negative regulation of transcription by RNA polymerase II
Cellular component (GO): histone deacetylase complex
Molecular function (GO): histone deacetylase activity
Source: RefSeq, a predicted model, not a curated record